Messenger RNA from Pollicipes pollicipes, 513 nucleotides. RefSeq names its product 40S ribosomal protein S27. The transcript is spliced from 4 exons. Gene Ontology annotation, molecular function: structural constituent of ribosome. The record is from RefSeq and is a predicted model, not a curated record. Bases 55 to 309 code for a protein of 84 amino acids. Gene Ontology annotation, biological process: translation. Gene Ontology annotation, cellular component: ribosome. NCBI's taxonomy places the organism in Eukaryota, Metazoa, Arthropoda, Thecostraca, Pollicipedomorpha, Pollicipedidae.
GCACCGCUGCCGGAAAACGUUCUUUCCGGUCGCUGCGCACCAGCAGUCGUAAACAUGCCGCUCGCUAAAGAUUUGCUGCACCCCUCUGCGGAGGAGGAAAGGCGCAAGUGCAAGGUCAAGAGGCUUGUUCAGCACCCCAAUUCCUAUUUCAUGGAUGUCAAGUGCCCAGGGUGCUACAAGAUCACGACAGUGUUCAGCCACGCCCAGACGGUGGUGCUGUGUGUGGGCUGCUCGACCAUCCUCUGCCAGCCCACCGGCGGACGUGCGAAGCUCACCGAAGGUUGCUCGUUCCGGCGAAAGCCAGUUUAAGCUUACACUAUGAUUGAAUAAAGUGCGGUGCACGCGAAAGGGACUUUUGAUCCUCAUAUCUGUGCGACAUCAGUGAACGGAAAGGACGACUUGAACUGGAUGAAGCGUUUCCGCGCACACAAGUGACCCGUGCGCAUUAUCUUAACCACCAUUUUCGUUGGCGUUGGUUGGGGAUACGAAAUAAAGAUCAAUACUACACCGCUU